AUGUCAAUUUCCCAAGACGAUUCAGUGACGCCCAUCCGGUGGAGCGGUUCUCUUAUGAUAUUAUUAUCUGAAAAUUUCAGAGUAACCGCCGAGGCAGGAUUCGAACGAUUCGUACAACAUUGGGAUCUGGAACAGAAGCUCAACUUCCUACCGAAACGAGUCAUCGACGAGAAGCAACAACAACGUCAGCAACCCGUCGUACUUCGAAAACGGCGAAACCGCGUGCGUCCCAACGUAAAUUGGCGUCUAUUCGCUUAUCAAUUCUCGAAAGAUCACUCACAAGCGGAUUUGAUUUGGAAUGAAAAGACGAGAGAAGAGUUCCGUCAUUCGAUGGAAAACGAGGAAAGAGCUCUGUCGAGUGAGAAGGAGCAAGCGCCGACGGGACUCCCCAUCGCCUGGAAUCAUACGGAAUUUCAGAUUCGUUAUCCGUCGCUUUUGGAGGAGAUUAAGAUUGGAGAUUACUAUUUGAGACUUUUGUUGAUUGAGGCUGAUGAGAAUGCGACCCCGAUUCAUAAUCCUCUGGAAUUCUUCAACAACGUCUAUCACCGCUUCCUUCUCUCCACAAAAACCGAUAUGAAAUGUCUGUGUCUCCGAGCGAUGGCUAUCACUUAUUCCCGUCAUCACAUGACAAUCGGUCCCUUCCAAGACGCCAAACAUUUUGUCGAAAUGCUUCAAAAAUGUGCGAAUCCGUUGGAACGAGACCAUCUGGUGCUGCUGUUGUCAAAGUUGUCACUGAAUAAGGAUAAUGUCAGAGAACUCAUCAUUGCGAAUAUCCUUCCGUUGUUAGUCGAUCUCUGUGUAUUGGCUCAUUUACACGUGCAAAGAGCAAAAGUACAGAAUCAGACGAAUGUCAUCGAAGCGUCGGCUGAACAAAUGUCAGAAGGAGGAUCCGAAGAGUGGUAUUAUCACGAUAAGGAGGCGAAACAAGUCGGACCACUAUCCUUUGAGAAAAUGAAGAAUCUGUUCACCGAGAAGACAAUCUUCGAGAAAACUCAGAUAUGGGCAGCUGGAAUGGACAAAUGGAUUAGUUUGGCGGCGGUACCGCAAUUCCGAUGGACGGUUUGUCAGCAGAAGGAUCAACCCAAUGAGAUCAACACUGGGAAGGGACCAUUCCAGGCGACGGUUCUGAAUUUCACGGAUUUGAGUGUGCUCUGUCUGGAUACGAUUCUGCAAAUGUGUGAAUUCUUCCCGUCGAGAGACUCUCACGACUGUGUCGUCCGCCCGAUGCCAUCCGUCAAAAAGCAGCUAACCGAACCGGUGCUCCUCUACCAACUCGUCCAACUUCUGCUCACCUACGAGCCACAAAUCGUGCAACGCGUCGCUUCCCUUCUGUUCCUUGUAAUGCAAGACAAUCCAUUCCUUCCACGUCUCUAUCUCUCGGGUGUCUUCUAUUUCAUUCUGAUGUACAAUGGAUCGAACGUCCUUCCAAUCGCCAGAUUCCUCCACUAUACUCACAUGAAACAAGCCUAUCGAUCGACGUUACCUCAUCUGGAUAGUACUAGACAAUCGAUUCUGGCGACGUUGCUUCCAGAAGCGGCAACAUUCUAUCUGGAACAAUACGGUGCUGAAAAGUAUGCGGAGGUGUUUUUAGGCGAAUUCGACAAUCCGGAAAUCAUUUGGAACACUGCGAUGCGACGUCAUCUGAUUGAGAGAAUCGCCGUUCACGUCGCCGACUUCUCGCAUCGUUUGACGUCGAACGUUCGAGCGUUGUAUCAGUUUUGUCCGAUUCCACUCAUCGAUUAUCCAGAAUUGACACAGGAAUUGUUCUGUCAUGUAUAUUAUCUCAGGCAUCUGUGCAAUACGCAGAGAUUCCCAGAUUGGCCGAUUCGAGAUCCGAUUCCAUUCCUCCGCUCGUGCCUGGCGACAUGGUAUAACGAGUUGGAAAAGAAGCCGGCGACAAUGUCUGUCGACGUGGCUUGCGAGAUUCUCUCCGUCGAUUUGACGAACGAAGAGCACCGCAAUCCCAGAUUCAUCCGUCGUCAAUACUUCAAAUUGGCCACCAAAUAUCACCCCGACAAGAAUCCAGAAGGCCGUGAUAUGUUCGUACGAAUAAAUGAUGCAUACUUGUUGCUCACAUCUGAAUGUGUCUCCAAAUCCAAUACGCCAGAUUCCCAUCGAAUCGUUUUGUGUCUACAAGCUCAAUCGAUUAUAUAUAGUAGAUAUAGUCAAGAGCUCUCCGAAUACAAGUACGCCGGAUACUCUCAACUCAUUAAAACGAUCAAUUUGGAGGCGAAGGACGAUGCGUUAUUCAAUAAAGGGGGCGGAGACUUGCUAUCCGCUGCGAUUGAACUGGCUAAUUACACACUAAUUAGUAGUGCAUUGAAUGCAGAGCAAUUAAGAAGAGAUGGAGGGUUGGAGGCGUUGGUUACAGCGUUCGAUAGAUGUGUUCCAAUGGUUACGAUGAGUUCGACACCUGACGAUUUGUCUGUUCAAGUUUGUAUUCAUGUCUGUGAUUGUUUCGCGACGGCGUCAACUUUCGAGGCUUGUCGUCUGAAACUUGCAGAGAUGGUAUCGAUUUUUGGUGCACUUACACGUCUUCUACAGUUCUCUCACUUGCCGAGACUCUCAACAGCGGCGGCACAAUGUAUCUGCGCUAUGGCGGUCGAUGAGCUUUUGCAAUUCCAAUUAUUCCAAACUGGAGUGCUCUGGCAACUGGUCCCUCAUUUAUUCCAUUACGACUAUACACUUGAUGAGGGAGGUGUCCAGCACUCGGAGGACUCGAAUAAGCAGUCACUGGCGAAUUCGUUGGCGAGGAGCUCAACGGAAGCUCUAGCGGCCCUUGCGGGGUAUCGAGAGAAGACACCGGAUAAUGAUGGAGUGCAGAAGAGUCUGAGAGCUCUAUUGACACCUUAUAUCUGUAGAUGUAUGAGAGUGGAGACGAAUGAUAUGGUGUUGAAGACGUUGAAUAGUAAUCUGGAGAAUCCGUAUAUGAUUUGGGAUAACGGGACACGAGCCGAGGUGUUGGAGUAUGUGGAGAGACAUAGGACGUCGAAUGAGCCGAUGAGCGCACUGAUGGGAGCCGAGUUCGAAUUGUCAGUGCACAAGAACGAGUUGAUUGUUGGAGAUAUAUUCAUCAGAAUAUACAACGAGCAGCCGACGUUCGCACUUCAUGAACCGAAAAAAGUAGCCGUCGACUUGUUGGAUUACAUUCGAAAGCAUUCGGAUGAACUGAACGGAGUUCUGAAGCCAACGAAACCUUCUGACAAUUUGAUUGAAAUCGAUUGGGGAAACUCGCCAACGCAAACGAACGGAAACUCGUUGAGUACGGAUACCAAAGUGUUGAUGGUGAUGACAUCGUUGGCGAAUUUGGUUUCUGCUAAUCCAGGCGUCGAAAUCCUGCUCAUCGGCAACUUCCCUCUACUCAUCACAUAUCUCCGAUGCCGUAAAUACCCUCAACUCCAAAUCUCGGCCCUCCAAGUGAUUCUUCUCGCCGCCGCAAAUAAGGAAUGUGUGACUGAUCUAUCGACAUGUAACAUCACCACAACUCUAUUCACUCUCCUCCGAGAUCAACCGAAUAUCGUUGCUCGCGUGUUGGAUGUCCUUAUCGCGUUGUCCUCAAACGGACAAAUUGUCAAAGAGAUGCUGGAACACGGUGGUCUCAUGUAUAUACUGUCGAUUCUGUGUCUGACGAAUUCCGAUCAGGGACAACGACUACAGGCGGCUGAAUUGUUGGCCAAAUUGCAGGCGGAUAAGUUGACUGGACCCCGGUGGACACGAUUCAUUAUCAAGUUCUUGCCGGAGAUAUUUGCGGACGCGUUGAGAGAUUCGCCCAAUACUGCGUGA
Molecule: messenger RNA, 3783 nt
Organism: Caenorhabditis remanei
Lineage: Eukaryota; Metazoa; Nematoda; Chromadorea; Rhabditida; Rhabditidae
Exons: 8
Coding region: 1-3783 (1260 amino acids)
Biological process (GO): regulation of early endosome to late endosome transport; endosome organization; receptor-mediated endocytosis
Cellular component (GO): endosome membrane
Source: RefSeq, a predicted model, not a curated record